GCUCGCCUCAGUUUGCCCCGCCUGGCGCGGGCAGAGUGCCUCUGAGCGCGGGCAGAGUGCCGCUUGCCUUCCGCUUGGGGCGCGGCGGACGGGGAGAGGCCCAGAGUCCAGGCACCGUCUUGGAGGGGGGCGCCUGAACUUUUCCGCUGCGAUGCAGAAAUGGGCUGCUGCCUGCUAGGCCUCGCAAAUAAUCAUUGGCUUGGGAAAUUCCAGACCAGGUGGCUGUCAUGGAUGGAAACCGGGGAACUAUCAAAGGAGCUUCCAACUUCAGGGCAGACGAGGAUGCCCAGAAACUUCGUAAGGCCAUGAAGGGACUAGGUACAGAUGAAGAUGCCAUUAUUGACAUUUUGGUUAACAGGAAUUUGGCCCAACGGCAGGAGAUUAAGAUAGCCUACAAAUCCACUAUUGGGCGGGAUUUGAUUGACGAUUUGAAGUCUGAGUUGAGUGGGAAUUUUGAAAGGGUUAUCAUUGGACUGAUGACACCCAUCACUCUGUAUGACGUGCAGGAGCUGAAAAGAGCUGUCAAGGGGGCUGGGACAGAUGAGGGCUGCCUCAUAGAAAUAUUGGCUUCUCGUACCAACCCGGAAAUCAGACGGAUUAAUGAAACCUAUAAACAUCAGUAUGGGGUUAGCCUUGAGGAAGACAUCGUCUCGGACACCUCCUCCAUGCUCCGGAGAGUGCUGGUGUCUCUUUCCACUGGUAACAGAGAUGAGAGCAGCUAUGUUGAUGAGGGCCUGGCCGUGCAAGAUGCCCAGUGUCUGUACGAAGCUGGGGAGAAUAGGUGGGGCACUGAUGAGGCCCAGUUCAUGAGUAUCCUGUGCUCAAGAAGCAGAAACCACCUGUUGAGGGUGUUCGAUGACUACAGGAAGAUUGCUAACAAAGACAUUACGGAGAGCAUUAAAUCUGAAAUGUCAGGAGAUCUUGAGGAUGCCUUGUUAGCGAUAGUAAACUGUAUAAGAAAUAGGCAUGCAUACUUUGCUGAAAGGCUGUACAAAUCCAUGAAGGGUUUAGGGACAAAUGACGAUACUCUCAUUCGAGUGAUGGUCUCCCGCUGUGAGAUAGACAUGAUAGAUAUCAAGGCAGAGUUCAAGCGGAUGUAUGGAAAAUCCCUCUACUCCUUCAUUAAGGGCGACACCUCAGGAGACUACAGGAAAGUCCUGCUCCUCCUUUGUGGUGGGGAAGACUAACAGCCCAAAUGGCCUCUUGCCUUUUCCUACACCCAGGCAGCACGUCUUGCCCACGCUGCCUGCAGUCUCAAUCUCUUGCAGUAAUCCUUUUAUGCCAGUUUUGCAUCAUGCUAACCUAGAUUUUGUGUACUAUAAUAGGUUUGGAAAUAAUUUCUCCUUGGAAUCAUUGGCAGAUAAUAUACGUGUGGGGAGCUCUGAA
Messenger RNA from Podarcis raffonei (Aeolian wall lizard), 1386 nucleotides. It is a transcript of the gene ANXA4, whose product is annotated as annexin A4. Gene Ontology annotation, cellular component: cytoplasm. Gene Ontology annotation, molecular function: calcium ion binding; calcium-dependent phospholipid binding. The coding region runs from base 228 to 1187 and encodes 319 amino acids. The transcript is spliced from 13 exons. The record is from RefSeq and is a predicted model, not a curated record. NCBI's taxonomy places the organism in Eukaryota, Metazoa, Chordata, Lepidosauria, Squamata, Lacertidae.